AUGGAGGUCCAGUGGGUUGGGAUGGAAACCCUGAGGCAGGGCGCUCCAAACGUGGCCGUCACCCUGGUCUUCACUUUGCUGCUCGGUGUGUGGUCCGCUCAGGCCCUGGAGAUGUCCGUGGGGAAGAUCCCUUUCCUGGAAGCUGUGAACGGCAGCACCGUGAUGCUGCCCUGCACCUAUGCCAGCUGCAUCGGCAUCAAAAACCUCUACUUCAACUGGCAGUUCAACGACAACGGCACCAUGGUGAAGGUGUGCGAAUCCGUGAUAGCCACGGAGACCGUGACGCCAGACGUGAGUAUAUACCGAGAGCGCGUGGAUUUUAUAGGGAAAAACCGGGAAAACAACAUCUCCAUCUUGUUGUGGAACAUCACCUUCGAGGACGGCGGCCUGUACACUUGUUUCGGACGCAAUCCCAAAGAGAAGGACAAGAACCACAGUGCCAUCUUCCACCUUAUUGUGGUGGACGAGCUGAGGGUGGUGGACAACACCCUGACCAUCAUCAUUGCCUCAGCGGUGGGCGGAGCCAUAGCGUUCCUGAUGGGCUUCAUGUUGCUCAAAAACUUCACCCUCUUUGUUCUCGCCAAGCUUGAGGAGAAAAAUAAGGAGUGCCUUGUGACUUCAUCAGGGAUCGACAACACAGAAAAUGGCCUCUCAGGAUCCAAAGCCGAUUCAAAGCCGACGCCUAAAAAGAAAUGAGAUGUUCCACGCAAAACGACACGAGCACUCAAGUAUCAAUCUUGUUUUGCGUGUGUCUGCGUAUGCAAAUGCAUUUGCACACAUAAAAAGUCUUUACGUUCAAUUUUUACUUUCACUACUCUGGCUGUGACCGUCAAAAUGUGCACACACUUAUACCAAAUGUGCACUGAAUAACAAACUAAACAGAUGGCUCAGUCGUGCAAACAUGAUCAAUAAACAUGUGCACAUCAUUUGUACUGGAUUGGAUAACUUAAAUUUCAAUAUGACUUAUUUAAGAUAUCUAACUAUCACUGAGCUUGACACAUUCUUAAGAUAAAGUCAAACAAAAUAAAUGGAGAGGGGCCUAUUUAGCGAAAAUAUUCCAAUUAUUGCCAUAUUUAUUUUAAUGCCUAACAUUGUUCCUCCCUACUAACUUUGAUGUUUUCACAGCCUCCAUACAAAUAACUUGUUGAACUUUUGUUGGCUAAAUAGUUACAUGGGUCAAUUACUUACACUCGUAGACCCGACUCCUUACGGUAUUAUGAAUUUGUAUGGGCAUUCCCAAAGGGGAGGAAACACCAUGUUUCCCUUCAGAGGCCAUAAAACCUUCAUAAAGCAGAAAGAGGUGGCACUGGAUGGUUAAGUAACAUGCGAUACUUUUAGUUAUUUAAGCAUUAUAAAUAAGAAUAGCAUGAGAUAAUAAUUUUCCAAAACUUCACAGAAAACAUUUUUUUAAUCAUCUUCUCAUUGGCUUUAAGCAAUAACAAAUAUUGGUUACGUUCAGAUGAAAAUCAUGGCUUGGGAAAAAUUCCUUUACUUUUUCUACUCAUUUGAAAUCCUUUUGGAUGUAACAUUGUUUACAUGUAAACUCGAGGAAGAGGCCACUUUUUUUGCUGGUUUAGUCCACAACUUGUCUUCGUGAGGUUUACGAAUAGACAUCCCCUUAAUUAUGGCAAGUCAAAGAUCCUGUUUAUGAAUAAAAUAUAUUCUUCUUACAAUAGAACAGUCACUGUCAUUUACAGAAUAUUUACUGUUCACAGGCAGUUGCUGCUCGAUGCCAAAUAGUUGGAUUAAAUUUAAGGUCUUGUGUGUAAGACGUUCUAUUAUUCAGAUUAAACCACAACCAAAUGAUGUGCCCAUUUUAUUUAAUUAUGUUUGAAGUCUAUUGUGUGAGUUAACUAGUAAAAACAGUUUUUUGUCAUUUAGCAUGGCUGCUCACUGAAUCUUGUUUUUCCAUUAUAUACGAAUGACUUACUUUUGUCACAGCCAGAGUAUAUAUUAAAAAAAUAAUAAAGAAAAUGUUUUAAAUGUCAGGUCAAAGCAAAAACACUUUGAACACUUUAAGUACUUGAAACAGAGAAAAUGCAAUGUAACUCCAGCUGGGCUGAAUCCUCUUUUUAGCAAACACCAUA
Molecule: messenger RNA, 2087 nt
Organism: Menidia menidia (Atlantic silverside)
Lineage: Eukaryota; Metazoa; Chordata; Actinopteri; Atheriniformes; Atherinopsidae
Source: the annotation of a GenBank genome assembly